AUGGAUCGUGAAGGGUUCUUCUCUCUACUUCCCGGCAAACCCAUUUCAGAUGCCCUGCAUUCUGAUGGAUCCAAGCAGUCGGCCGCUUUUUGGUUAUUCUGUAAUCCCAAAGCCAAUGGUACGAUGAGGGGUUCCUUUCAUGUCGAAAAGAGAGAUUCUUCGUUUUCUUCUAAUGAAAACACGAUUAUUUCCUCUUGUUCUGAAAAUAAUAGCGAAAGAAAGCCCAUCAUGCAUGAUUAUUUGGGUGUUCUAGGGAAUGCAUCGGCAUCUUCCACAAUCACUUAUUGUGGAAACAAAAUAAACGAAAAGCUUAAUCGCCGCAACAGUACCGUUUCACUGGACUUGAAGCUUCGGGUUGAUCCCUGGGUUAUCAAGAAGAUAAUCCAGGAAAGUGAUAUUGGGGACCUGUCCAGGCUCUUGUUGACGACGAAUAGUGUAAAGACUCAUAUUUUCACUCUCUGGGAUGCAGAAAUUAUUGAAAAGGUCAAGAAUGGAGGGGUUCCAGUUGCUGUUUGGGAUUCUGAUACCAUGUCUGAACAUCAACUGCUCUUCAAACAAUGGGCAAGUGGGAGCUACGUCCUCAUUCAACAAUGGAGAAAUGCAUUUGUGAUGAGGAGGAGUUUGAAUAAGGGUGAUGAGAUUGGACUUUACUGGGAUCCAACCAAUUCAAGAUUCAAUUUUACCAUUCUCAAGCGGGCUUAG
Messenger RNA from Corylus avellana, 702 nucleotides. The record is from RefSeq and is a predicted model, not a curated record. Lineage: Eukaryota; Viridiplantae; Streptophyta; Magnoliopsida; Fagales; Betulaceae.